This is a messenger RNA of Prunus persica (peach), 1688 nucleotides long. RefSeq names its product probable serine incorporator. The coding region runs from base 188 to 1423 and encodes 411 amino acids. Lineage: Eukaryota; Viridiplantae; Streptophyta; Magnoliopsida; Rosales; Rosaceae. Gene Ontology annotation, cellular component: membrane. The record is from RefSeq and is a predicted model, not a curated record. The transcript has 6 exons.
AAGACCCCAGCGGCCAAUGAGCAUUAAAAUUUGAAAUUACGUGCGCGAAUACACGAGAUAACAACGCGGAAGGAAAACAAAACCAGUUAGCCCACAAGCUACCUACCAGUCCUACACCGCUCUUACCCUUCAACGCCUUCCCAGUUAAUAGCCCAGAAUUUUCAAGAACAGAACAGUAGGCCCAGAGAUGUCGUGCUGCUUGUCUUGCCUUGCUGCUUCUACUUGCGGCCUGUGCGGCUCCGUGGCCGCUGGGAUUUCCAGGAAAUCAGCUAGACUUGCUUAUUGUGGUCUCUUCGGCCUUUCCUUGAUCGUUUCUUGGAUCCUUAGAGAAGUCGGAGCUCCUCUGUUAAAGAAAAUCCCAUGGAUAAGCUCUUCUCAGACUCACACCAAGGAGUGGUAUCAAAUAGAAGCAGUUCUUCGUGUGAGCUUGGGUAAUUUCUUGUUUUUCGUCACAUUUGCCCUUAUAAUGAUUGGAGUGAAGGAUCAAAAUGACAGACGGGAUUCGUGGCAUCAUGGUGGAUGGAUUGCCAAGAUGGUGGUCUGGCUUUUGCUUGUCAUUCUCAUGUUUUUCCUUCCAGACAUCGUCAUUACAAUCUAUGGUGUCCUUUCAAAAUUUGGGGCUGGCUUAUUUUUACUCGUCCAAGUGCUUAUCUUACUAGACUUUACUCACUCAUGGAAUGAUGCAUGGGUGGAGAAAGAUGAACAAAAAUGGUAUAUUGCCUUGCUUGUUGUAUCAAUUGUAUGCUACCUUGCAGCAUUUACGAUCUCAGGCAUUAUGUUCAUUUGGUUCAACCCCUCUGGCGAAGACUGUGGCCUUAAUAUCUUCUUUAUUGUCAUGACCAUGGUUCUUGCAUUUUCAUUUGCAGUUAUUGCAUUACACCCUCAGGUUAAUGGCAGCCUCCUUCCUGCUUCUGUGAUAUCUGUUUAUAGUGCUUAUGUGCUCUACACAGCUCUUUCCAGUGAACCUCGUGGCUAUGCUUGCAACGGUCUUCACCAUUCCAAAGCAGUCUCUGUAAGUACCCUUCUUCUUGGGAUGGCGACAACUGUUCUUUCAGUUUUGUACUCUGCACUUCGUGCUGGAUCAUCCACAACUUUUUUAUCACCACCAUCUUCACCGAGGGCAGGCGCAGCUGAAAAGAAACCUCUUCUCGAUGGCAAAGAGUUGGAAGAAGGGAAAGAAACCAAGGAAAAAGAAGCAAAGCCUGUUAGUUAUUCCUAUACUUUUUUCCACCUGAUAUUUGCCUUGGCUAGCAUGUAUUCAGCAAUGCUUCUUUCGGGUUGGACCGACUCAUCGGAGAGCUCAGAUCUGAUAGACGUUGGUUGGACAUCGGUUUGGGUCCGAAUCUGCACAGAAUGGGUGACUGCUGGACUAUAUGUUUGGUCCCUUGUGGCUCCUUUUCUUUUACCUGAUCGUGAGUUCUAGGUUCCUCCCUCUCUUUGUUUCUGAGGUUCCCAGAACUGUCAAUAUCUUAAUCAUGUAAUUAUCUUAUGAGCUUUCUAGAUAGUCAUUGUUGGGGGUCUGAAGUAAACUAAAGUUUGAGCUGGGCGAUGUUAUAUCAUUAUGUGAUAGAAAUUUCGAGGUGUUUAAGGCAUGUUUUGUAGCAUACAUGGAAGAAACAUUGCAAUAAAAUCAGAUGUACAUCUUAAAUUUCUUCUGUUGAAAGCUCUUUCUGCCUUGUAGAAUUAAA